AUGUCGUACACAGGCUUGCACAGCACGCCCAGUGCUGAGCAAGACCAGCACUCAGAGAUCGAAGGCAGCGCCGGCAGCGAAGAUGAUGGGUUCAUCCCGGUCACAGACAGCACAAGUCACUACCGUGGCGUGCGUCUGCGACUUCCUCUCUUGCUCCUUUGUUGCCUUGCCAGUUUGGUCGUGUAUGUCUCGCGAUUCACCGCGUUCGGCAAGAUGGAGAAUGGAGUGGAUCGCAGGUCGGAGGUCAUCUCCCUCAGCGAGAGUUUGCAGAGUGCUAAAGCACUCGUCUUCAAUGCCAUAAAUGCGGCGAGCAAGAGGGGUCCUCACGAGCUCCGUGAGCUUGAUCCGCUUCCGACCAUCCUGGCAGUAAAGAAGAGCCAGAAGAUGCGGAGUGCAAACAUCGUGACUUGUUCUUUCGAUGCUGUCGAGGCCUUCUUCAGCGCCAUGGGCCUCGGCGACGAUAUUAAUGGAAUGGUGAGAGUGUGUCCGGAUCCUCGGCCAUACAGGUCCGAAGUGGCCUGCCAGGUCGAUUCUGGCAUGUUGAUCUUCUGGGCAGGGAACUUGGCGUCGAAGCUUGCCUCGGCGGUCUCAAACUGCGAGGACAGCGUCAGCGUGGGAGGCGGUUGGGUCGGCGGCGUGGCCGGCAACAAAGGAGGACCCCUUUGCGCUGCAGGUAUUGGCCAGUUGACGGGAGCUUUGGGCGAGCUCGCUGCAGCAGCAUCGAUGGCGGCAGCCACGUGUGGUCCAAACGCCACAGAGGUCGACGAAGACAUUGACGGCAGGGUCAGCACUUUCGGUGAUCAGACGUACAACGAUUAUUUCCUGAGCCGCAAAUUGCUCAUCGGGGAGGGGGAGAUCGGGAACGACAUUCAGUGUGCAGUGGACGUUGGUAUGGUUGCAUCGAACAUUGCCCACAUGGGCUUGGCCAUCAACUCGGCUGUCAAUUCAGGGAGCUGCCAGCAUCUGUCACUCCCUCUGCGCGAGGCGCUGUGCACUGUGGAUAUUGGCAACGCCGUGGCAUACUUUUUGCAGGUGGUGACCUUCAUUCAGUUCUCGAUUGUGAACUGCGAGGACAUCAUGAACGUGAGCGCCCUUUGUGGAGCCUCCAUUGCGGGCAUCGGGACGGCAGCUGCCAGCAUCGCGCCCGCUGCAGCUGCCAUUCACCGUGGCUGCAACCCAGGAAUCGUUCCACCACUGCCAAAGACGAGCACUUCGUCGACGCUGUCAUCAACUGUGACGAGCACCACGUCGCUGUCAUCAACUGUGACGAGCACCUCGUCGCUGACAUCAACUGUGACGAGCACCACGACGGUGACAUCAGAAACAACUGCCACGGAGACCAGCACAACGUUCACCCAGCAGUCUUUCGACUGUCUGGAUUUGGGCUUUGCACCGCUUCAGCUCAUCAACCGAGCCGGUGCAGGGUCAUGCCCUGAUGGCUCUGACAUCAAGCAGUUGGACGUAAGCACAGGGCAGUACAACAUCCUUUGCACCAUCCCAGACAAAUGUUUCAACGCAUGUGGGAUGAAGCCGGGCUCUAAUUUCAUCUACUGCAUUGAGAAGGACGCACUCAGCAACAAUCAACUCGUGCGCAUUGAUUGUCCUGCAGGGGGCACAGGCACUGCCUGCUUUCUGGGCAAGUUGGAGAGAAGCUUCUCGGCAGGGUUCAAUCCAGUGACCGGUGAGUAUAUUGAGACUGACCAGACCCACAUACGGACCGUGACAGUGGACGUGGAUACCUUGACUUGCUCCCAAACGCCAGUGGCGUCAAACAUCCCAUACACGCAGCAAAAUUUGAUAAACCCGAGCGGGUCGACCCUGGCCGACAUCCUGAUUUCUGACAUCCCAAAUCCUCCCGCCGGCGCCACGGGGCAAUGGCUGCUGUCCUGUUCCCAAUCGGGACAAGUCUACAUCCAGAAUCUCCUCGAUUCGACUUUUCACUACACUCUGACCAUGCAGGCAAUUCCGGGAAGUGUGGUUCCGGGCGGAGGCAGCGCCUCAGGCGCGCAGUGGCAAUGGCAAACGUCCCUCUACUGCGCCUACAACGACGGAAGGGGAGUGUGGCAGGUCUUCGAGGACACGAUCGAUUUCGGAAACUUAACCAUCGACGUCGAAAAGGCAGGCAUGUCCCAGCCAACGAGCUCCAACGAUGGCCUGAACUGUCUUGGAGGGGAAUCGCCCUUCACGACGACUACUCCAUAA
Symbiodinium natans is the source of this 2202-nucleotide messenger RNA. The record is from the annotation of a GenBank genome assembly. Lineage: Eukaryota; Dinophyceae; Suessiales; Symbiodiniaceae.